GCGCGCCUGCUGACAUGCCCGGGGCAUCCUGGGCCGGGCCGGGCCGGGGCUAGGAGCGGCGCCAGGGCUGGGGGCGGGUCGCGGUCCGUCCCUGCGUCCCUCCGUCCCGUCCUGUCCGGCCGGGGGGCCUGCGUUCCGCACUCGGCCGCCUCGGGGCAGCAGCGAGGGAAGCGGCGGGAGGGUCGGGGGACGAGGAGCAUCCGCCCGAGGCUGGAGGAGGCUGACCCGCGUCCCCGCCCAGCCCGCGCCUAUGCGGUACUUGAAGGAUGGCGAAGAGGUCGCGCAGUGAGGAUGAGGAUGAUGACCUUCAGUAUGCCGAUCAUGAUUAUGAAGUACCACAACAGAAAGGAUUGAAAAAACUCUGGAAUAGAGUAAAGUGGACAAGAGAUGAGGAUGAUAAAUUAAAGAAGUUGGUUGAACAACAUGGAACUGAUGAUUGGACUCUAAUUGCUAGUCAUCUUCAGAAUCGUUCUGACUUUCAGUGCCAACAUCGAUGGCAGAAGGUUUUAAAUCCGGAAUUGAUUAAGGGUCCUUGGACUAAAGAAGAAGAUCAGAGGGUUAUUGAAUUGGUUCAGAAAUAUGGACCAAAAAGAUGGUCUUUAAUUGCAAAACAUUUAAAAGGAAGAAUAGGCAAACAGUGUAGAGAACGAUGGCAUAAUCAUCUGAACCCUGAGGUAAAGAAAUCUUCCUGGACAGAAGAAGAAGACAGGAUCAUCUAUGAAGCACAUAAGCGGUUGGGAAAUCGUUGGGCUGAAAUUGCCAAACUGCUUCCUGGAAGGACUGAUAAUUCUAUCAAAAAUCAUUGGAAUUCUACUAUGCGAAGAAAAGUGGAACAGGAAGGCUACCUACAAGAUGGAAUAAAAUCAGAACGAUCUUCAUCAAAACUUCAACACAAACCUUGUGCGACUAUGGACCAUUUGCAAACCCAGAAUCAGUUUUACAUACCUGUUCAGAUCCCUGGUUAUCAGUAUGUACCACCUGAAGGCAAUUGUGUAGAACAUGUUCAGACUUCUUCUGCCUUUAUUCAGCAACCCUUUGUUGAUGAAGAUCCUGAUAAGGAAAAGAAAAUAAAGGAACUGGAGUUACUUCUUAUGUCAGCAGAGAAUGAAGUUAGAAGAAAGCGACUUCCUUCUCAACCUGGAAACUUUUCUAGCUGGUCUGGUAGUUUCCUGAUGGAUGAUAGCAUGGCCAAUACUCUAAAUAGUCUUGAGGAGCAUGCUACUGAGUUUUAUGGUAUUGAUGAAAACCAGACUGUUUCUGCACAGCAGAAUUCACCUACCAAGUUCUUGGCUGUAGAGGCAAAUGCUGUGCUGUCUUCUCUACAGACCAUCCCAGAAUUUGCAGAGACUCUGGAACUUAUUGAAUCUGAUCCUGUAGCAUGGAGUGAUGUCACCAGUUUUGAUCUUUCCGAUGCUGCUGCUUCUCCUGUCAAGUCCACCCCAGUUAAACUAAUGCGAAUUCAACACAAUGAAGGAGCCAUGGAAUGUCAAUUUAAUGUCAGUCUUGUACUUGAAGGGAAAAAGAACAAUUGUAAUGGUGGAAACAGUGAGACUGUUCCUUUGCCAUCCCCAAAUGUGGUCAAGUUUAGCACUCCACCAACCAUCCUCAGAAAGAAGAGAAGAAUGCGAGUGAGUCAGUCCUUAGGCAAUGAACUGGGUGAUAGCUCAUUCAAUGAUGGUGGUAAUACAGCACUAAAACAUACACCAGUAAAAACACUACCAUUUUCUCCUUCACAGUUUUUUAACACGUGUCCUGAAAACGAACAACUUAAUAUGGAAAAUCCUUCCUUUACAUCAACCCCUGUUUGUGGGCAAAAAGUUUUCAUUACAACCCCUCUUCAGAAGGAAACAACUCCCAAAGAUCAAAAGGAAAAUGUAGGGUUUAGAACACCUACUAUUAGAAGAUCUUUAUUGGGUACCACACCAAGAACUCCAACCCCUUUUAAGAAUGCACUUGCUGCUCAAGAGAAAAAAUAUGGACCUCUUAAAAUUGUGUCCCAGCCGCUUGCCUUCUUAGAAGAAGAUAUUCGAGAAGUUUUAAAAGAAGAAACUGGAACAGAUAUAUUUCUCAAAGAGGAAGAUGAGCCUUCUUAUAAAAGCUGCAAACAAGAGCAGAGUACUUCUGGGAAGAAAGUCAGAAAGUCUCUCGUCUUAGAUAAUUGGGAAAAGGAAGAACCAGACACUCAACUAUUGUCUGAAGACAUUUCAGACAUACAGUCAGAAAACAUAUUUACAACAUCUUUAUUAAUGAUACCAUUACUGGAAAUACAUGACAAUAGGUGCAACUUGACUCUUGAAAAACAAGAUAUAAAUUCAGCCAACAAAACAUACACACUUACUAAAAAGAAACCAAACCCUAACACUUCUAAAGUUGUCAAAUUGGAAAAGAAUCUUCAGUCAAAUUGUGAGUGGGAAACAGUGGUUUAUGGGAAGACAGAAGAUCAACUUAUAAUGACUGAACAAGCAAGAAGAUACCUGAGUACUUACACAGCUACUAGCAGCACUUCAAGAGCUCUAAUACUGUAAUUGUUAUUAAAAGUGAUGUAAUUCCCCACUCCCUUACUGUAUUUUAUACCAAAUUAAGUGCAGUGAGAUUUUUCUCAAUUAAUUCUUUUUAGAAUUUUAAAAUACAUCCCUAAAACAGUUUGCUUAUUUUUCUAUAUUGGGUAGGUGAAAAGCUAAUAGGUCACUUAAGUAAGGGGUGGGUGAUUUCAUUGUUCCUUUUUUUUAAAAAAAUAUUUUGGAAAAUCAUUUUAAAGAAUAAAAUAGGGAAGUAAGAAUGUUUACAGAUAACUCCAAAAGGAUUUUUUUCUUCAAAAGGUAUAUGUUGCUACCCUCUUGAGGCUGCAGUUUUGUUAUAGACAGGUAUGUGAAUACCUGUUUUCUAUGAAAUUAGUUCAUGCAUGGGAAGCACAUGUGGUUUUAUGAAGUACUUUUACCCACGUGCUGAAGCACUUAGGCUACCAUUAUUAAAAAAAAAAAAACACAGUGGAAAGGAAUCUAAAGGAAGAUUUAAAGAAAGUUGCACUACUAAGUUUCGGUAUUUUUCAGAAACAAUAAAAUUAACUACAGUGUUAAUGUAUUUAUUUGAGCAUAGUACUAAAAAAGCAUUGAAAAUGAGUUUUUUUUUCCUUUUUAGUGAAGAGUCAGUAUUUUCUUCAUAUCUCAGAAGAGCUGAGAGUUUUGUUGAAUGUAUUGUACAGUAUGUAGGAGCAGGAAAACCUUGUAAAUUGGAAGGAAGUCUUUUUAUAAUUUAUUUUAACUUUUAAAGCUUAAAUGUAGAUAUUUAUAUGUAUACAGGGUGUCUAGAAGCCAUGUUGUUUCCUGUUAUUACAAGUAACAUAAUAAAAAACAUUUUUGAUGUUUAAGUAUGAAACAGUGAAGUUAUAGCUGCAAAUAAUACAAUAUACUGUGUGUCACAUCUACCUAAAUAUUGCACUAUGCCCUUUAAAUCAUGUUGGUUAUAAAGUAGUUCUAAAAAUGUACUAAAUAAUAAUUUAAUAUUUUGUUUUUAAAUUAUAUUGAGGGGGUCUUAUAAAUUAAUCUGGUGAUUUGUAUAUGUGUUUGAAAUUUUUACAUUUUGUUUUAAAAAUAAUAUGGUACCUUGGUCCCUUAAAACAGUCUGCACUUAGAAGUUUAUGAUAUUUUCUCAAUGUUUCAGAAGUAGAGAACAUUAUCUUUUAUUUAUACAAAUGUUUUGUCCUUUUAUAAAUGUUUUACGUUUCUCUACAGGUUACAACAGUUGCUUCAGUUGCCCGUUUAGGUGUUUGCACUUAUUUUAUUUCUUCUUGAAAGAAUGUCUUUAUUUGCUUUUGUGGUAGAGAUUUUAUGUAAUUUUUUUGAGACUUAUAAUGGUGUGCUGUCAACUUAAACACUGACAGGUAAAUAGAAUUGUACACUGUAGUUUGAAUUAUUUAUAAUUGACACACUCUCUCCUCUCCACUCCUAAAGUAUGCUGCUAUAGAAAAUAGCAGAAUCGGCUUGCUGCUAUGAGAGAUGGAAAGAGCGAACCACCACUUGCACUGUGUGAAAAGAUAAAAAGCAAAUGAUGGCAAGUUCUCAAGUUAACUUAAUGGAAUCAACCAUUACCAGGCAAAUUCUUACAAGACCAAAAUACUACUAUGCCUUAAAAACAAAAUAAAACAGCUUAAGAUUU
Dipodomys spectabilis (banner-tailed kangaroo rat) is the source of this 4155-nucleotide messenger RNA. RefSeq names its product MYB proto-oncogene like 1 (gene Mybl1). NCBI's taxonomy places the organism in Eukaryota, Metazoa, Chordata, Mammalia, Rodentia, Heteromyidae. Gene Ontology annotation, biological process: regulation of DNA-templated transcription. The transcript is spliced from 16 exons. Gene Ontology annotation, cellular component: nucleus. The coding region runs from base 267 to 2525 and encodes 752 amino acids. Gene Ontology annotation, molecular function: RNA polymerase II cis-regulatory region sequence-specific DNA binding; DNA-binding transcription factor activity, RNA polymerase II-specific. The record is from RefSeq and is a predicted model, not a curated record.